AUGUGGAAGCGACAGCAGGGCCGCUUCAGGCCUGUGGGCUGCGGGGUGGAAGAGCUACGGCGCUGCCGGCGGGAGCGGGAGGCAGCACUGCGGAAGGCGCGGAGGGAGCAACAGCUGGUCAGCAAGAGGCUGCUGAGAGACGACGCCUUGGAGAAAGCCGGAGGGGUGGCCACGAUCCUCGGGGAAGCCGAGAUCCAGCAGUUUCUGCGGCUAGCCCAGCGGGGGACAGAGGAAAAGGAGAAAGAGAAGGCUCUGGUCAGCCUUCGUCAAGGCUUACAGCACCCUGAGACACAGCAGACUUUCAUCCGGCUGGAGGGUAGCAUGCGUACCCUAGUCGGGUUCCUGACAAGCAACAAGGCCCUGCUGCAGCUUGAGGCGGCUCGGUGCCUGCAUGAGCUCUCUCAUUCUGAGCAGCCUGCGGUGGCUGAGGCCUGCCUGCCAGCCACUUCCUACCUCCUCACCUACCUCUCCGGUCACAGCUCAGACUUCAUAGAGCUAUGUCUGUAUACACUGGGUAACCUGAUCGUGGGGAGUGAGGCUGUGAGAAGGCAGCUCCUGCCACAGGGCAUUGUCCCAGCCUUGGCUGCCUGCAUCCAGUCCCCCCAUGUGGCUGUGCUGGAAGCCCUUGGGUAUGCCUUGUCCCAGCUUCUGCAGGCUAAGGAAGCUCCAGAGAAGAUAAUUCCUUCCAUCCUGGGCUCUGCUCUUCAUCAGCACAUGCUGCGGCUGUUGCAGCCUGGCCCAAAGCUGAGCCCUGGGGUUGCUGUGGAGUUUGCCUGGUGUCUUCACUACAUUAUCUGCAGUCAGGUCAACAAUCCCCUGCUCAUUGCCCAUGGGGCUCUGUCCACUCUGGGGCUGCUGUUGGUGGAUUUAGCUGGAGCUGUCCAGAGAACUGAGGACACAGGACUGGAACUGCUGGCAUGCCCUGUGCUUCGGUGUCUCAGCAAUCUGCUAACAGAGGCAGAAGUGGAGGCUAUGGGAGGGCAGCUUGAAGAUGAGCGUCUCGUGGCUGCCUUAUUUAUCCUUCUGCACUUCUUCUUCCAGAAACAGCCCAGCCUACUUCCUGAGGGUCUCUGGCUCCUUAACAACCUCACUGCAAACAGUCCUAGUUUCUGCACCUCUCUGCUCUCCCUGCAUCUGAUUGAACCUCUCUUGCAGCUAUUGCCAGUAUCUAACGUGGUGAGCGUAUUGGUGCUCACAGUACUGUGCAACAUUGCAGAGAAAGGUCCUGCUUACUGCCAGCGGCUGUGGCCCGGGCCUCUGCUCCACUCCUUGCUGGACAUGUUGGCUUUCUCUGACACUGAAGUAGUGGGCCAGAGUUUAGAGCUGCUGCAGCUGUUGUUCCUCUAUCAGGCGGAGGCAGCCCAGGCCUUCCUGCAGCAAUCAGGGCUGCAGGCUCUAGAAAGGCAUGAGAAGGAAGCCCAGCUCAAGGAUCGUGUGCAUGCUCUCUGGAAAACAGCUCUCCAUAGGGGACCUGAUUUCUAGAUGUCACUCAACACCC
This is a messenger RNA of Orycteropus afer afer, 1498 nucleotides long. It is a transcript of the gene TMCO6, whose product is annotated as transmembrane and coiled-coil domains 6. The record is from RefSeq and is a predicted model, not a curated record. Lineage: Eukaryota; Metazoa; Chordata; Mammalia; Tubulidentata; Orycteropodidae. Gene Ontology annotation, molecular function: protein binding.